AGGCAUCACGCUGGCUUUUGCCUGGGGUUCUCAGGAGGGGAGAGUUGGGAGAGGAUUUGCUGCUGAGGAAAUUUAUUUGGUAGAUUGAAGGUUUAAACGAGAGCUACAGAAACUAAAGAAAAAGUCUGUAUAAGCCGAUGGUGUUCGGGAAGAAAAUAACUCCAUUGCCUUGAGUUUGUAGGUGCCACUACUACUCUGGAAAAAUGGCAGAUGACGAAGAAUAUGAGGAGGUGGUGGAGUACUACACGGAAGAGGUGGUUUAUGAAGAGGUGCCGGGAGAGACAAUAACAGAAAUUUAUGAGACUACAACGACAAGGACGUCUGACUAUGAGCAAUCGGAAACUUCCAAACCAGCUCUGGCACAGCCAGCACUGGCACAGCCGGCACCAGCAAAGCCGGUGGAGAGGAGGAAGGUCAUCCGGAAGAAAGUGGAUCCUUCAAAGUUCAUGACCCCCUACAUUGCACACAGUCAGAAAAUGCAGGAUCUUUUUAGCCCAAAUAAAUACAAGGAGAAAUUUGAGAAAACAAAAGGACGGCCAUACGCCAGUACAACAGAUACCCCAGAACUUCGCAGAAUCAAAAAAGUACAAGAUCAACUCAGUGAGGUUAAGUAUCGAAUAGAUGGUGAUGUUGCUAAGACUAUCUGUCACGUAGACGAAAAAGCAAAGGAUAUUGAACAUGCAAAGAAAGUGUCGCAGCAAGUCAGUAAGGUUUUAUACAAGCAGAACUGGGAAGACACCAAGGAUAAAUACCUGCUUCCUCCUGAUGCCCCUGAACUUGUCCAGGCCGUUAAGAACACCGCCAUGUUCAGCAAGAAACUGUACACUGAAGACUGGGAAGCAGACAAAACUUUGUUUUACCCCUACAAUGACAGCCCAGAACUGAGGAGAGUUGCCCAGGCCCAGAAAGCUCUCAGUGAUGUUGCCUACAAAAAAGGUCUCGCUGAACAGCAAGCUCAAUUCACGCCUCUGGCCGAUCCUCCAGAAAUAGAAUUUGCCAAGAAAGUAACCAAUCAAGUGAGCAAGCAAAAAUACAAAGAAGACUAUGAAAAUAAAAUCAAAGGCAAAUGGAGUGAGACACCUUGCUUUGAAGUUGCAAACGCCAGAAUGAAUGCUGAUAACAUCAGUACAAGGAAAUACCAGGAAGAUUUUGAAAACAUGAAAGACCAGAUCUACUUCAUGCAGACUGAAACACCGGAGUAUAAAAUGAAUAAAAAAGCUGGUGUGGCAGCUAGCAAGGUAAAAUACAAAGAAGACUAUGAAAAGAAUAAAGGAAAAGCAGAUUAUAAUGUGCUUCCUGCUUCAGAGAACCCACUGCUUAAGCAGCUGAAGGCGGCAGGAGAUGCCCUAAGUGAUAAACUAUACAAGGAAAACUAUGAAAAGACAAAGGCAAAGAGCAUAAAUUACUGCGAGACCCCCAAAUUCAAGCUCGAUACCGUUCUGCAGAACUUCAGCAGUGAUAAGAAAUAUAAAGAUUCCUACUUAAAAAAUAUUUUGGGACAUUAUGUAGGCAGCUUCGAGGAUCCCUACCAUUCACACUGCAUGAGAGUCACAGCUCAAAACAGUGAUAAAAACUACAAAGCAGAAUAUGAAGAAGACAGAGGCAAAGGCUUCUUCCCUCAGACCAUAACUCAAGAAUAUGAAGCAAUUAAGAAACUAGAUCAGUGUAAAGAUCACACCUACAAAGUCCAUCCAGAUAAGACAAAAUUCACCCAAGUUACCGACUCUCCUGUUCUGCUACAAGCCCAAGUCAAUUCCAAACAACUGAGUGAUUUAAAUUACAAAGCAAAACAUGAAAGUGAAAAGUUCAAGUGCCAUAUCCCUCCUGAUACUCCUGCUCUUAUCCAGCACAAAGUCAAUGCCUAUAACCUGAGUGAUAAUCUUUAUAAGCAAGACUGGGAGAAGAGCAAAGCCAAGAAGUUUGACAUUAAAGUGGACGCCAUUCCCCUGUUGGCAGCCAAAGCCAACACCAAGAACACCAGUGAUGUGAUGUACAAGAAAGACUAUGAAAAAAACAAAGGGAAAAUGAUUGGAGCCCUCAGCAUUAAUGACGAUCCCAAGAUGCUGCACUCCUUGAAGGUGGCCAAAAACCAGAGUGACAGAUUAUACAAGGAAAACUACGAGAAGACAAAGGCAAAGAGUAUGAACUACUGCGAGACCCCAAAAUAUCAACUUGAUACACAGUUGAAGAACUUCAGUGAGGCUAAAUAUAAAGACUUAUAUGUAAAGAAUAUUUUGGGACAUUAUGUAGGCAGCUUUGAGGACCCAUAUCACACACACUGCAUGAAAGUUGCAGCUCAAAACAGUGACAAAAGUUACAAAGCAGAAUAUGAAGAAGAUAAAGGAAAGUGCUAUUUCCCUCAGACAAUAACACAAGAAUAUGAAGCAAUCAAGAAGCUGGACCAGUGUAAAGAUCAUACCUACAAAGUUCAUCCAGAUAAGACCAAGUUCACAGCAGUCACUGAUACUCCUGUAAUGUUGCAAGCCCAACUCAACACGAAACAGCUUAGUGAUCUGAAUUACAAAGCAAAACAUGAAGGUGAGAAGUUCAAGUGCCAUGUACCAGCAGAUGCUCCACAGUUUAUCCAACACAGAGUCAAUGCCUACAAUCUGAGUGAUAAUCUUUAUAAGCAAGACUGGGAGAAGAGCAAAGCCAAGAAGUUUGACAUUAAAGUGGACGCCAUUCCCCUGUUGGCAGCCAAAGCCAACACCAAGAACACCAGCGAUGUGAUGUACAAGAAAGACUAUGAAAAGAGCAAAGGGAAAAUGAUUGGGGCCCUCAGCAUUAAUGACGAUCCCAAGAUGCUGCACUCCUUGAAGACAGCCAAAAACCAGAGUGAUCGCGAAUAUCGAAAAGAUUAUGAAAAGUCAAAAACUAUCUACACGGCACCUCUUGAUAUGCUCCAAGUCACUCAAGCUAAGAAAUCUCAGGCAAUUGCCAGUGACGUUGAUUAUAAGCACAUCUUACACAGUUACAGCUACCCGCCCGAUAGCAUCAACGUGGACCUUGCCAAGAAGGCAUAUGCACUACAGAGCGAUGUUGAAUACAAAGCUGACUACAAUAGCUGGAUGAAAGGUUGUGGCUGGCUGCCUUUUGGGUCCUUAGAAAUGGAAAAGGCCAAGCGAGCUUCAGACAUCCUCAAUGAGAAAAAAUAUCGCCAACAUCCAGACACGCUCAAGUUUACCUCGAUUGAAGAUGCUCCAAUUACAGUACAGUCUAAAAUUAAUCAGGCCCAGAGGAGUGAUAUCGCUUACAAAGCCAAAGGAGAAGAAAUUAUUCACAAAUACAACCUACCAGCAGACCUGCCUCAGUUCAUCCAGGCUAAAGUUAAUGCCUACAAUAUCAGUGAGAAUAUGUACAAAGCAGACUUGAAAGACUUGAGCAAGAAGGGAUAUGACCUGAGAACUGAUGCGAUUCCCAUCAGAGCUGCCAAAGCUGCCAGGCAGGCAGCGAGUGACGUUCAAUACAAAAAAGACUAUGAAAAAGCUAAAGGGAAAAUGGUCGGCUUCCAAAGUCUUCAAGAUGACCCUAAACUGGUUCAUUAUAUGAACGUGGCCAAGAUACAAUCAGAUCGGGAGUAUAAAAAAGACUAUGAGAAGACAAAGACCAAAUACAACACGCCCCAUGAUAUGUUCAAUGUCGUGGCAGCUAAGAAAGCUCAGGAUGUGGUCAGCAAUGUCAACUAUAAGCAUUCUCUCCAUCAUUACACCUACUUGCCUGACGCCAUGGACCUGGAGCUGUCUAAGAACAUGAUGCAGAUACAGAGUGAUAACGUCUACAAGGAAGACUACAACAACUGGAUGAAAGGCAUUGGCUGGAUUCCUAUCGGUAGUCUCGACGUCGAAAAAGUUAAAAAGGCCGGUGACGCUCUGAAUGAAAAGAAGUACAGGCAACAUCCAGACACCCUCAAAUUUACCAGCAUUGUGGACUCCCCAGUUAUGGUCCAGGCAAAGCAGAACACGAAGCAAGUCAGUGAUAUCUUAUACAAAGCUAAAGGAGAAGAUGUGAAACAUAAAUACACCAUGAGUCCUGAUCUUCCUCAGUUUCUCCAGGCCAAGUGCAAUGCUUACAAUAUAAGUGACGUCUGUUAUAAACGGGAUUGGCACGACUUAAUAGCCAAGGGCAACAAUGUGCUGGGUGAUGCUAUUCCCAUCACUGCAGCCAAGGCAUCGAGAAACAUUGCCAGUGAUUAUAAAUACAAGGAAGCUUAUGAGAAGGCAAAGGGAAAGCAUGUGGGUUUCAGAAGCCUCCAGGAUGAUCCCAAGCUGGUCCACUAUAUGAAUGUGGCAAAGAUGCAGUCCGAUCGUGAAUACAAGAAGAACUAUGAGAACACCAAAACCAGCUACCAUACCCCUGGGGACAUGGUUAGCAUCACAGCUGCAAAGAUGGCCCAGGAUGUCGCUACCAAUGUAAACUACAAACAGCCAUUGCAUCAUUAUACAUACCUACCUGACGCCCUGAGUCUUGAGCAUACAAGGAAUGUCAAUCAAAUUCAGAGUGAUAAUGUGUAUAAAGACGAGUAUAACAGCUUCUUCAAGGGCAUCGGAUGGAUCCCUAUUGGUUCCCUGGAGGUGGAGAAGGUCAAGAAAGCAGGCGAUGCAUUAAAUGAGAAGAAGUAUCGACAGCACCCAGAUACCAUCAAGUUCACAAGUUUGCCUGAUUCCAUGGGCAUGGUGUUGGCUCAGCAUAACACAAAGCAGCUAAGUGAUUUGAACUACAAGGUGGAGGGAGAGAAACUGAAGCACAAGUACACUAUUGACCCCGAAUUGCCUCAGUUUAUUCAAGCCAAAGUCAACGCCCUCAACAUGAGUGACGCUCAUUAUAAAGCAGAUUGGAAGAAAACCAUUGCCAAGGGCUAUGAUUUGAGACCAGAUGCCAUCCCAAUUGUUGCUGCAAAAAGUUCAAGGAAUAUUGCUAGUGAUUGCAAAUAUAAGGAGGCCUACGAGAAAGCCAAAGGCAAGCAAGUUGGAUUUCGCAGUCUUCAGGAUGAUCCUAAACUGGUUCACUAUAUGAAUGUGGCCAAAAUGCAGUCUGAUCGUGAGUACAAAAAGGGCUAUGAAGCCAGCAAGACCAAGUACCACACACCUCUGGAUAUGGUCAGUGUGACAGCUGCAAAGAAAUCUCAGGAGGUUGCCACCAACGCCAACUACAGACAGCCAUACCACCAUUACACUCUCCUGCCCGAUGCCUUGAAUGUGGAGCACUCCAGGAAUGCCAUGCAGAUUCAGAGCGAUAAUCUGUACAAAUCUGACUUCACCAAUUGGAUGAAAGGGAUCGGUUGGGUCCCCAUAGAGUCCCUAGAGGUGGAGAAGGCAAAGAAAGCAGGAGAGAUUCUGAGUGAGAAGAAGUAUCGCCAGCACCCCGAGAAGUUGAAAUUCACGUACGCCAUGGACACAAUGGAACAGGCACUUAACAAGAGUAACAAACUGAACAUGGACAAGAGGCUCUAUACUGAAAAAUGGAACAAGGACAAGACCACCAUUCAUGUCAUGCCUGACACACCAGAUAUUUUACUCUCCAGAGUAAAUCAAAUCACCAUGAGUGAUAAACUGUACAAAGCUGGCUGGGAAGAAGAAAAGAAGAAAGGAUAUGACCUGAGACCUGAUGCCAUUGCAAUAAAGGCUGCAAGAGCCUCUAGAGACAUUGCCAGUGAUUACAAAUACAAGCAAGCCUAUGAACAAGCCAAAGGGAAACACAUUGGCUUCCGGAGCCUGGAAGAUGACCCCAAGCUGGUGCACUUCAUGCAGGUGGCCAAGAUGCAGUCAGACCGAGAGUACAAGAAGGGAUACGAGAAAUCCAAGACCUCCUUCCAUACCCCAGUGGACAUGCUCAGUGUGGUGGCUGCCAAGAAGUCUCAGGAAGUGGCCACCAAUGCCAACUACAGGAACUUGAUCCAUACCUACAACAUGCUUCCUGAUGCCAUGAGCUUUGAAUUGGCCAAAACUAGGAUGCAGAUUCAGAGUGAUAAUCAGUACAAGGCUGACUAUGCUGACUUCAUGAAGGGCAUUGGAUGGCUCCCUCUGGGCUCCCUGGAAGCGGAGAAAAACAAGAAAGCCAUGGAGAUUAUUAGUGAAAAGAAGUACCGCCAGCACCCAGACACUUUGAAGUAUUCCACAUUGAUGGACUCGAUGAACAUGGUUUUGGCCCAGAAUAAUGCAAAAAUUAUGAACGAACAUCUCUACAAACAAGCAUGGGAGGCUGAUAAAACCAAAGUCCACAUCAUGCCUGAUAUCCCCCAGAUUAUUUUGGCAAAGGCAAAUGCAAUUAAUAUGAGUGAUAAACUCUACAAACUUUCCUUGGAAGAGUCUAAAAAGAAAGGCUAUGAUCUCAGACCGGAUGCAAUUCCUAUCAAAGCUGCUAAGGCUUCCAGAGAUAUUGCAAGUGAUUAUAAAUACAAGCACGAUUAUGAAAAAGGGAAGGGGAAAAUGGUUGGUUUCCGCAGUCUCGAGGAUGAUCCCAAAUUAGUCCAUUCCAUGCAAGUGGCUAAGAUGCAAUCUGAUCGGGAGUACAAGAAAAACUAUGAGAACACAAAGACCAGCUACCACACCCCUGCUGACAUGCUCAGUGUCACGGCUGCCAAGGAUGCACAAGCCAACAUCACCAAUACUAACUACAAGCACUUGAUUCACAAGUACAUCCUCCUUCCAGAUGCAAUGAACAUUGAACUGACCAGGAAUAUGAAUCGCAUACAGAGUGAUAACGAAUAUAAGCAAGAUUACAAUGAAUGGUACAAAGGGCUUGGCUGGAGUCCAGCAGGUUCUCUGGAAGUGGAGAAGGCCAAGAAAGCAACUGAAUAUGCCAGUGAUCAGAAAUACCGCCAGCACCCAAGCAACUUUCAGUUUAAGAAGCUGACUGAUUCCAUGGACAUGGUGCUUGCCAAGCAGAAUGCGCAUACCAUGAACAAGUAUUUAUACACCGUUGAUUGGAAUAAAGAUAAGACCAAUGUUCACGUGAUGCCUGAUACACCAGAUAUUUUACAAGCCAAACAGAAUCAAACACUGUAUAGUCAGAAACUCUAUAAACUUGGAUGGGAAGAAUCUUUGAAGAAAGGCUAUGAUCUCCCAGUUGAUGCGAUUUCUGUACAGCUAGCUAAAGCUUCAAGAGACAUUGCUAGUGAUUUUAAAUACAAACAAGGCUACCGAAAGCAACUUGGCCACCAUGUUGGAUUCCGGAGUCUGCAAGAUGACCCAAAACUUGUGUUGUCCAUGAAUGUAGCCAAAAUGCAGAGUGAAAGAGAAUAUAAGAAGGACUUUGAGAAGUGGAAAACUAAGUUCUCCAGUCCAGUGGACAUGUUGGGAGUGGUACUGGCCAAGAAGUGUCAGGAGUUGGUUAGUGACGUGGACUACAAGAACUACUUACAUCAGUGGACAUGUCUGCCUGAUCAGAACGAUGUUGUGCAAGCUAAGAAAGUUUAUGAACUGCAAAGUGAGAAUCUAUAUAAAUCUGACCUAGAGUGGCUGAGAGGCAUAGGAUGGAGUCCCUUGGGUUCUUUAGAGGCAGAAAAGAACAAGCGGGCUUCGGAAAUCAUCAGUGAGAAAAAAUAUCGUCAGCCUCCAGACAGAAACAAGUUCACCAGCAUUCCUGAUGCCAUGGACAUAGUUCUGGCAAAGACAAAUGCCAAAAAUAGGAGUGAUAGACUUUAUAGAGAAGCUUGGGACAAAGACAAGACUCAGAUCCACAUCAUGCCUGAUACGCCUGACAUUGUUCUGGCUAAAGCAAAUUUAAUCAACACAAGUGAUAAACUCUACCGAAUGGGUUAUGAGGAGCUGAAGAGAAAAGGUUAUGAUCUUCCUGUUGAUGCCAUACCAAUCAAAGCAGCAAAAGCCUCCCGGGAAAUUGCCAGUGAAUACAAAUACAAAGAUGGUUACCGCAAGCAGCUCGGCCACCACAUUGGAGCCCGGAACAUUGAAGAUGACCCCAAGAUGAUGUGGUCCAUGCAUGUGGCCAAGAUCCAGAGUGACAGGGAGUACAAGAAGGACUUUGAGAAGUGGAAGACCAAGUUUAGUAGCCCAGUGGACAUGCUGGGGGUGGUGCUGGCCAAGAAGUGCCAGACUUUAGUCAGUGACGUGGACUACAAGAACUACCUGCACCAGUGGACGUGCCUGCCCGAUCAGAGUGAUGUCAUCCAUGCUCGGCAGGCCUAUGACCUCCAGAGCGACAAUUUGUACAAGUCAGACCUUCAGUGGCUAAAAGGCAUUGGCUGGAUGCCUAGUGGUUCUCUCGAGGAUGAGAAAAACAAACGAGCCACCCAGAUUUUGAGUGACCAUGUUUACCGUCAGCACCCAGAUAAAUUUAAGUUUUCCAGCCUUAUGGAUUCCAUACCAAUGGUUUUGGCAAAAAACAAUGCUAUUACCAUGAAUCAUCGCCUCUAUACAGAAGCUUGGGAUAAGGAUAAAACCACUGUCCACAUUAUGCCAGACACCCCUGAAGUUUUAUUAGCAAAACAAAACAAAGUAAAUUACAGUGAGAAACUAUAUAAGCUUGGCCUAGAAGAAGCCAAGAGGAAAGGUUAUGAUAUGCGGGUAGAUGCCAUUCCUAUCAAGGCAGCCAAGGCCUCCAGAGAUAUUGCAAGUGAAUUCAAGUACAAAGAAGGCUAUCGUAAGCAGCUUGGCCACCACAUUGGUGCCCGAGCUAUACAUGAUGACCCCAAGAUGAUGUGGUCCAUGCAUGUGGCCAAGAUCCAGAGUGACAGGGAGUAUAAGAAGGACUUUGAGAAGUGGAAGACCAAGUUCAGUAGCCCAGUAGACAUGCUGGGGGUGGUGUUGGCCAAGAAGUGCCAGACCUUAGUCAGCGACGUGGACUACAAGAACUACCUGCACCAGUGGACGUGCCUGCCCGACCAGAGCGACGUCAUCCAUGCUCGGCAGGCCUAUGACCUCCAGAGCGAUAAUAUGUACAAGUCUGAUCUCCAGUGGAUGAGAGGCAUCGGCUGGGUGCCCAUUGGCUCUUUGGAUGUGGAAAAAUGCAAAAGGGCAACUGAAAUUUUGAGUGAUAAAAUCUAUCGCCAGCCUCCAGACACAUUCAAAUUUACCAGUGUGACUGACUCUCUGGAACAAGUGUUGGCCAAAAAUAAUGCCAUCACUAUGAACAAGCGUUUAUACACAGAAGCCUGGGACAAAGACAAGACGCAGAUACACAUAAUGCCUGACACACCAGAAAUUAUGUUGGCAAGAACGAACAAAAUCAACUACAGUGAGACUCUGUACAAACUUGCUCAUGAAGAAGCAAAGAAGGAAGGCUAUGACUUGCGAAGCGAUGCCAUCCCCAUCGUGGCGGCCAAGGCCUCCAGGGACAUCAUCAGUGACUACAAAUAUAAAGAUGGUUACCGCAAGCAGCUCGGCCACCACAUUGGAGCCCGGAACAUUGAAGAUGACCCCAAGAUGAUGUGGUCCAUGCACGUGGCCAAGAUCCAGAGUGACAGAGAGUACAAGAAGGACUUUGAGAAGUGGAAGACCAAGUUCAGCAGCCCAGUGGACAUGCUGGGGGUGGUGCUGGCCAAGAAGUGCCAGACUUUAGUCAGCGACGUGGACUACAAGAACUACCUGCACGAGUGGACCUGCCUGCCCGACCAGAAUGAUGUCAUGCAUGCUCGGCAGGCCUAUGACCUCCAGAGCGAUAACAUUUACAAAUCUGAUCUCCAGUGGCUGAGAGGCAUUGGCUGGGUCCCCAUUGGGUCUGUGGAUGUGGUCAAGUGCAAGAGAGCUGCCGAAAUACUGAGUGAUAACAUCUACCGCCAGCCUCCGGACAAGCUGAAAUUUACCAGUGUGACUGAUUCUCUAGAACAGGUGCUGGCCAAGAACAACGCCCUCAACAUGAACAAGCGCUUAUACACAGAAGCCUGGGACAAAGACAAGACCCAAGUGCAUAUUAUGCCUGAUACACCUGAAAUCAUGUUGGCAAGACAAAAUAAAAUAAAUUACAGUGAGAGCCUCUAUCGUCAGGCCAUGGAAGAAGCCAAGAAAGAAGGCUAUGACUUGAGAAGUGAUGCCAUUCCCAUCGUGGCUGCCAAGGCCUCUCGAGAUAUUGCCAGUGAUUACAAAUACAAAGAAGCAUAUCGUAAACAGUUGGGUCACCACAUCGGCGCCCGAGCAGUACAUGAUGACCCCAAGAUAAUGUGGUCCCUCCACAUUGCCAAAGUGCAGAGUGACCGUGAGUACAAGAAAGAUUUUGAGAAAUACAAGACAAGGUUCAGCAGCCCAGUGGACAUGCUUGGUAUCGUUUUGGCCAAGAAGUGUCAGACCUUGGUCAGCGAUGUGGACUAUAAACAUCCUCUGCAUGAAUGGAUCUGCCUGCCCGACCAGAAUGACAUCAUUCAUGCACGGAAAGCCUAUGACCUCCAGAGUGAUAAUUUGUAUAAGUCAGACCUUGAAUGGAUGAAAGGCAUUGGCUGGGUUCCUAUUGAUUCCUUGGAAGUUCUUAGGGCCAAGAGAGCUGGAGAAUUACUUAGUGAUACUAUCUACCGUCAGCGUCCAGAAACGCUGAAAUUUACCAGUAUAACAGACUCUCCGGAGCAGGUGCUGGCAAAAAACAAUGCUUUGAACAUGAAUAAGCGCUUAUAUACUGAAGCCUGGGACAAUGACAAGAAAACUAUUCAUGUCAUGCCCGAUACACCAGAAAUCAUGUUAGCCAAACUCAACCGAAUAAACUACAGUGAUAAACUCUAUAAACUUGCUUUGGAAGAGUCCAAGAAGGAAGGCUGUGACUUGCGUCUGGAUGCCAUUCCAAUCCAAGCAGCCAAGGCUUCAAGAGAGAUUGCUAGCGAUUACAAGUACAAGGAAGGCUACCGCAAACAGCUUGGCCACCACAUUGGGGCCCGGAACAUUGAGGAUGACCCGAAGAUGCUGUGGUCCAUCCAUGCGGGCAAGAUCCAGAGUGACAGGGAGUACAAGAAGGACUUUGAGAAGUGGAAGACCAAGUUCAGCAGCCCAGUGGACAUGCUGGGGAUGGUGAUGGCCAAGAAGUGUCAGAUCCUUGUAAGCGACAUAGACUACAGGCAUCCCCUGCAUGAAUGGAUGUGCCUGCCUGAUCAGAACGAUGUCAUUCAGGCUCGGAAGGCCUAUGACCUGCAGAGUGAUGCUAUUUACAAAUCUGACCUUGAGUGGCUGAGAGGAAUAGGAUGGGUUCCCAUUGGCUCUGUAGAGGUCGAGAAGGUGAAGAGAGCUGGAGAAAUCCUGAGUGACAGGAAGUAUCGCCAGCCUAGAGACCAGCUCAAAUUCACAUGCAUUACAGACACUCCGGAAAUUGUCCUCGCAAAGAAUAAUGCCCUGACAAUGAGCAAGCAUUUAUACACCGAAGCUUGGGAUGCUGACAAAACCUCCAUCCACGUGAUGCCAGACACCCCAGAAAUCCUGCUGGCCAAGAGUAAUUCUGCCAAUAUCAGCCAAAAACUUUACACCAAGGGAUGGGAUGAAUCAAAGAUGAAGGACUAUGAUCUGAGAGCAGAUGCUAUUUCCAUCAAAAGUGCCAAGGCCUCCAGGGACAUUGCCAGUGACUACAAAUACAAGGAAGCCUAUGAGAAACAGAAAGGCCACCACAUUGGAGCCCAAAGCAUUGAAGAUGAUCCCAAGAUUAUGUGUGCCAUACAUGCAGGAAAAAUUCAAAGUGAAAGGGAGUACAAGAAGGAAUUCCAGAAGUGGAAGACCAAGUUCUCUAGCCCAGUGGACAUGUUAGGCAUCUUGCUGGCCAAGAAAUGUCAGACUUUGGUCAGUGAUAUUGAUUAUCGCAAUUACCUGCAUCACUGGACAUGCAUGCCCGAUCAAAACGACAUUAUCCAAGCAAAGAAGGCCUAUGACCUGCAGAGUGAUGCCCUCUACAAGGCUGACUUGGAGUGGUUGCGUGGCAUUGGCUGGAUGCCCCAAGGGUCUCCUGAAGUAUUGAGAGUCAAAAAUGCCCAGGAGAUCUUUUGUGACAGUGUCUAUCGGACGCCUGUGGUGAACCUUAAGUACACAAGCAUUGUUGACACACCUGAUGUGGUCCUUGCUAAAUCAAAUGCUGAAAAUAUUAGUAUUCCAAAGUACAGAGAGGUUUGGGACAAGGAUAAAACUUCAGUCCACAUAAUGCCAGAUACUCCAGAAAUUAACCUCGCUAGAGCAAAUGCUCUUAAUGUGAGCAAUAAACUUUACCGUGAGGGCUGGGAUGAAAUGAAGGCAGGCUGUGAUGUCCGGCUGGAUGCCAUCCCCAUCCAGGCUGCCAAGGCCUCCAGGGAGAUUGCCAGUGACUAUAAAUACAAGCUUGACCAUGAGAAGCAGAAGGGACACUACGUGGGCACCCCCACAGCCAGGGAUGACAACAAGAUCCGCUGGGCCCUCAUAGCUGACAAGCUCCAGAAUGAACGAGAGUACCGGCUGGACUGGGCCAAAUGGAAGGCCAAGAUCCAGAGCCCCGCGGACAUGCUUUCCGUCCUGCACUCUAAAAAUUCCCAGGCUCUGGUCAGUGACGUGGAUUACCGCAAUUACCUGCACCAGUGGACCUGCAUGCCCGACCAGAACGAUGUGAUUCAGGCCAAGAAGGCCUACGAACUGCAGAGCGAUAAUGUUUACAAGGCUGACUUGGAAUGGUUGCGUGGAAUUGGGUGGAUGCCAAAUGACUCCGUGUCCGUCAAUCACGCCAAACAUGCCGCGGAUAUCUUCAGUGAGAAAAAAUAUCGCACAAAAAUAGAAACUCUCAACUUUACGCCUGUGGAUGAUAGAGUUGAUUAUGUGACAGCGAAACAAAGUGGCGAGAUCCUUGAUGAUAUUAAAUACCGAAAAGACUGGAAUGACACCAAAUCAAAGUACACCCUCACAGAAACUCCCCUGCUGCACACUGCCCAGGAGGCUGCCAGGAUACUGGACCAGUAUCUCUACAAGGAAGGCUGGGAGAGACAAAAAGCCACAGGUUACAUUUUGCCUCCAGAUGCUGUGCCAUUUGUUCAUGCCCAUCACUCCAGUGAUGUUCAGAGUGAGCUGAAAUACAGAGCUGACCAUGUGAAGCAAAAAGGUCAUUAUGUUGGUGUCCCGACGAUGAGAGAUGACCCUAAGCUGGUUUGGUUUGAGCAUGCAGGCCAGAUUCAGAAUGAGAGACUAUACAAAGAGGACUAUCACAAAACAAAGGCCAAAAUCAAUAUACCUGCUGAUAUGAAGUCAGUCUUGGCCGCCAAGGAGGGGCAGACCCUUGUCAGUGAUAUUGACUACCGUAAUUACUUGCACCAAUGGACGUGUCAUCCUGACCAGAAUGAUGUUAUUCAGGCAAGAAAGGCCUAUGACCUACAGAGCGAUAAUAUCUACAAAGCUGACCUAGAGUGGCUCCGAGGCAUUGGCUGGAUCCCCCUGGAUUCUGUGGACCAUGUGAGGGUUACUAGGAACCAGGAAAUGAUGAAUCAGAUCAAAUAUAAGAAAAAUGCCCUUGACAACUAUCCUAACUUUACAAGUGUGGUAGAUCCUCCAGAGAUUGUUUUAGCCAAGAUUAAUUCUGUCAAUCAAAGUGAUGUAAAAUAUAAAGAAACAUUUAAUAAAGCAAAGGGCAAGUACACGUUUUCACCAGACACACCGCAUAUCUCCCACUCUAGAGACAUGGGAAAACUCUACAGCACUAUACUGUAUAAAGGGGCAUGGGAGGGCACCAAGGCCUAUGGCUACACCCUGGAUGAGCGCUACAUUCCCAUUGUUGGAGCCAAGCAUGCUGAUCUGGUGAACAGUGAGCUUAAAUACAAAGAGACAUAUGAGAAGCAGAAAGGUCACUACUUGGCUGGAAAAGUGAUCGGUGAAUUCCCUGGUGUGGUUCACUGUCUGGAUUUCCAACAGAUGAGGAGUGCGUUGAACUACAGAAAACAUUAUGAGGAUACCAAAGCAAAUGUUCAUAUCCCCAAUGACAUGAUGAAUCACGUGCUGGCUAAAAGGUGCCAGUACAUCCUCAGUGACCUGGAGUAUCGACACUAUUUCCACCAGUGGACAUCUCUUCCGGAAGAACCCAAUGUUAUACGUGUCCGAAACGCCCAGGAGAUCUUGAGUGAUAAUGUGUAUAAAGAUGACCUGAAUUGGUUGAAAGGCAUUGGUUGCUACGUUUGGGAUACACCCCAAAUCCUCCAGGCCAAGAAAUCAUACGACCUUCAGAGUCAGCUACAAUAUACAGCAGCAGGUAAAGAAAAUCUACAAAACUAUAAUCUGGUCACAGACACACCCGUCUAUGUGACUGCUGUUCAGAGUGGCAUUAAUGCCAGUGAGGUGAAAUAUAAAGAAAAUUAUCAUCAGAUUAAGGACAAAUACACAACCGUUCUGGAAACAGUGGAUUCUGACAGAAUCAGAAACCUGAAGGAUCUUUACAGCAGUAACCUGUACAAGGAGGCCUGGGAUAGAGUGAAAGCCACCAGCUACAUCCUGCCUUCCAGCACCUUGUCCCUGACACACGCCAAGAACCAGAAGCAUCUGGCCAGCCAUGUCAAAUAUCGGGAGGAAUAUGAAAAGUUCAAAGCUCUUUAUACGUUACCAAGAAGUGUUGACGAUGAUCCGAACACAGCACGGUGCCUCCGAGUUGGCAAGCUUAACAUUGAUCGCUUGUACAGAUCAGUUUAUGAAAAGAACAAGAUGAAAAUCCACAUUGUGCCCGACAUGGUAGAGAUGGUUACCGCUAAGGAUUCUCAGAAGAAAGUCAGCGAGAUUGAUUACCGCCUGCACCUCCAUGAAUGGAUUUGCCACCCCGACUUGAAAGUCAAUGAUCACGUCAGGAAAGUCACAGAUCAGAUCAGUGAUAUUGUGUACAAGGAUGACCUCAACUGGCUGAAAGGCAUUGGUUGCUACGUCUGGGACACUCCUGAAAUCCUCCAUGCCAAGCAUGCUUAUGAUCUACGUGAUGAUAUCAAGUAUAAAGCUCACAUGCUGAAAACAAGGAAUGACUAUAAGCUUGUCACAGAUACACCAGUCUACGUGCAGGCUGUCAAAAGUGGGAAACAGCUAAGUGACGCUGUCUACCACUAUGACUAUGUGCACAGUGUCAGAGGCAAAGUGGCUCCAACUACCAAAACCGUGGAUCUGGACCGGGCCCUUCAUGCAUACAAGCUCCAGAGUUCGAAUCUAUACAAAACCAGCCUGCGCACCCUGCCCACUGGAUAUAGACUUCCAGGUGACACUCCUCACUUCAAACACAUCAAGGACACCCGUUACAUGAGCAGUUAUUUCAAGUACAAAGAAGCCUAUGAACACACCAAGGCAUAUGGGUAUACACUUGGUCCCAAAGAUGUUCCAUUUGUGCACGUCCGGAGAGUCAACAAUGUUACCAGCGAGAGACUGUAUCGGGAAUUGUACCACAAACUGAAAGACAAGAUCCAUACAACUCCCGAUACCCCUGAGAUCCGCCAAGUCAAGAAGACACAAGAGGCUGUCAGUGAGUUGAUCUACAAAUCAGACUUCUUCAAGAUGCAGGGCCACAUGAUCUCUCUGCCAUACACACCCCAAGUGAUCCAUUGCCGCUACGUAGGAGACAUUACCAGUGAUAUUAAAUACAAAGAGGACCUGCAGGUCCUGAAGGGAUUUGGCUGCUUCCUAUAUGACACUCCUGACAUGGUCCGCUCCCGGCACCUGCGGAAGCUCUGGUCUAAUUAUCUGUACACUGAUAAGGCAAGGAAGAUGCGAGACAAAUACAAAGUGGUGCUUGACACUCCAGAAUACAGAAAAGUGCAAGAACUGAAGACACAUCUGAGUGAGCUGGUCUACAGAGCUGCAGGCAAGAAGCAGAAGUCAAUCUUUACUUCAGUUCCUGAUACUCCUGAUCUUUUAAGAGCCAAGCGAGGGCAGAAGCUUCAGAGUCAGUAUCUGUAUGUUGAACUUGCCACCAAAGAGAGACCCCAUCAUCACGCUGGAAACCAGACCACAGCCUUGAAGCACGCUAAAGACGUGAAGGACAUGGUCAGCGAGAAAAAGUACAAGAUUCAAUAUGAAAAGAUGAAGGACAAGUACACUCCAGUUCCAGAUACGCCAAUCCUCAUCAGAGCCAAGAGGGCUUACUGGAAUGCCAGUGAUCUACGCUACAAAGAAACAUUUCAAAAGACCAAAGGAAAAUACCACACAGUGAAAGAUGCCCUAGACAUUGUCUAUCAUCGCAAAGUCACAGAUGACAUCAGUAAAAUAAAAUACAAGGAGAACUACAUGAGCCAGCUGGGUAUCUGGAGGUCCAUUCCUGAUCGUCCGGAGCAUUUCCACCACCGAGCAGUCACUGACGCAGUCAGUGAUGUAAAAUAUAAGGAAGACUUGACUUGGCUUAAAGGCAUUGGUUGCUAUGCUUAUGAUACCCCUGAUUUCACUCUGGCUGAAAAGAACAAGACUCUCUACAGCAAGUAUAAGUAUAAAGAAGUAUUUGAAAGGACGAAGUCAGACUUCAAGUAUGUUGCCGACUGUCCAAUCAAUAGGCAUUUCAAGUAUGCAACUCAAUUGAUGAAUGAGAAAAAAUACAGAGCUGAUUAUGAGCAGCGGAAAGAUAAAUACCACCUGGUAGUGGAUGAGCCUAGACAUCUGCUGGCUAAGACCGCAGGCGACCAGAUCAGUCAGAUCAAAUACAGGAAAAACUAUGAAAAAUCAAAGGACAAAUUUACCUCAAUUGUGGAUACUCCAGAACACCUGCGUACUACAAAAGUCAACAAACAAAUCAGCGAUAUCCUUUAUAAAUUGGAAUACAACAAGGCCAAACCCAGAGGCUACACCACAAUCCACGACACGCCCAUGUUGCUGCAUGUCCGCAAAGUUAAAGAUGAAGUCAGUGAUCUGAAAUACAAAGAAGUAUACCAAAGAAAUAAAUCCAACUGCACCAUUGAGCCAGAUGCUGUUCAUAUCAAAGCAGCCAAGGACGCCUACAAAGUCAACACCAAUCUGGACUAUAAGAAACAGUAUGAGGCCACCAAGGCCCACUGGAAGUGGACCCCUGACCGACCGGACUUCCUCCAGGCCGCCAAGUCAUCCCUGCAGCAGAGUGACUUUGAAUAUAAGCUGGACCGGGAGUUCCUCAAGGGUUGCAAGCUUUCUGUCACUGAUGACAAAAACACGGUGCUGGCCCUCAGGAAUACUUUAAUAGAAAGUGAUCUGAAAUACAAAGAGAAACAUGUCAAGGAAAGAGGAACCUGCCAUGCCGUACCUGACACGCCUCAGAUCCUGCUGGCGAAGACUGUCAGCCACCUGGUGUCUGAGAACAAGUACAAGGACCAUGUCAAGAAGCACUUGGCACAGGGCUCAUACACAACACUACCAGAGACCCGGGACACUGUUCACGUCAAGGAAGUGACCAAGCACGUCAGUGAUACAAAUUACAAAAAGAAGUUUGUCAAGGAGAAAGGAAAAUCCAACUACUCCAUCAUGCUGGAGCCACCAGAGGUGAAACAUGCUAUGGAAGUGGCCAAGAAGCAAAGUGAUGUCGCUUACAGAAAAGAUGCUAAAGAGAACCUGCAUUACACCACAGUGGCCGAUCGACCAGAUAUCAAGAAGGCCACACAGGCAGCCAAACAGGCCAGUGAGGUGGAGUACAGAGCAAAGCACCGCAAGGAGGGCAGCCACGGCUUAAGCAUGCUCGGUCGCCCAGACAUAGAAAUGGCCAAGAAGGCAGCCAAGCUGAGCAGCCAGGUUAAAUACCGAGAAAACUUCGAUAAAGAAAAGGGCAAGACACCAAAAUACAAUCCAAAAGACAGCCAGCUCUACAAAGUCAUGAAAGAUGCUAAUAAUCUUGCAAGUGAGGUUAAAUAUAAGGCUGACCUGAAGAAACUUCACAAACCUGUGACUGACAUGAAGGAGUCUCUGAUCAUGAAUCAUGUCCUGAAUACAAGCCAACUUGCCAGUUCUUACCAGUACAAGAAGAAGUAUGAGAAGAGUAAAGGCCACUACCACACCAUACCCGAUAAUCUGGAGCAGCUUCACCUAAAAGAGGCCACAGAAUUACAGAGUAUAGUGAAAUACAAAGAAAAGUAUGAAAAGGAACGAGGAAAACCCAUGCUGGACUUUGAAACACCAACGUACAUCACUGCCAAAGAGUCUCAGCAGAUGCAGAGUGGGAAAGAAUACAGGAAAGAUUAUGAAGAGUCCAUUAAAGGCAGAAACCUGACUGGCCUGGAGGUCAUGCCAGCUUUGUUACAUGUCAAAUAUGCAACUAAAAUAGCAAGCGAGAAAGAGUACAGGAAAGAUCUAGAGGAAAGCAUCCGUGGGAAGGGCCUCACUGAAAUGGAAGAUACACCUGACAUGCUAAGAGCAAAGAAUGCCACUCAAAUCCUCAAUGAGAAAGAAUAUAAGCGAGACCUGGAACUGGAAGUCAAAGGAAGAGGCCUGAAUGCCAUGGCCAAUGAAACUCCAGAUUUUAUGAGGGCCAGGAAUGCUACUGAUAUUGCCAGUCAGAUUAAGUAUAAGCAAUCAGCAGAAAUGGAGAAAGCCAAUUUCACUUCUGUGGUUGAUACUCCAGAGAUCAUUCAUGCCCAACAAGUCAAGAAUCUUUCAAGCCAGAAAAAAUACAAGGAAGAUGCUGAGAAGUCCAUGUCAUAUUAUGAGACUGUUUUGGACACCCCAGAGAUGCAGAGAGUCCGGGAGAACCAAAAGAACUUCAGCCUUCUCCAAUACCAGUGUGACCUUAAAAACAGUAAAGGAAAAAUUACAGUUGUUCAAGACACGCCAGAAAUACUGCGUGUAAAAGAAAAUCAAAAGAAUUUCAGCUCGGUUUUAUAUAAAGAGGAUGUCUCACCAGGAACGGCUAUCGGAAAGACACCUGAGAUGAUGAGAGUGAAACAAACACAGGACCACAUUAGCUCGGUGAAGUAUAAGGAAGCAAUAGGACAAGGAACUCCAAUCCCUGACCUGCCUGAAGUGAAACGUGUGAAGGAGACGCAGAAGCACAUUAGCUCGGUUAUGUACAAAGAAAACUUGGGAACAGGCAUUCCAACCACUGUGACUCCAGAGAUUGAGAGAGUCAAACGCAAUCAAGAGAACUUUAGCUCGGUUUUGUACAAAGAAAAUUUGGGGAAAGGAAUCCCAACAGCUAUCACUCCAGAGAUGGAGAGAGUCAAACGCAAUCAAGAGAACUUUAGCUCGGUGUUAUACAAAGAAAACAUGGGCAAGGGAACCCCUUUACCUGUCACUCCUGAGAUGGAGAGAGUCAAACACAAUCAAGAAAAUAUUAGCUCGGUUUUGUACAAAGAAAAUGUGGGGAAAGCCACCCCAACCCCUGUCACUCCUGAGAUGCAGAGAGUCAAACGCAAUCAAGAAAACAUUAGCUCGGUGUUAUACAAAGAGAACCUGGGGAAAGCAACCCCCACACCUUUUACUCCUGAGCUGGAAAGAGUGAAACGCAAUCAAGAAAACUUUAGCUCGGUAUUGUACAAAGAGAACAUGAGAAAAGCAACUCCGACACCUGUUACUCCAGAGAUGGAGAGAGCUAAGCGCAACCAAGAAAACAUUAGCUCGGUUCUUUAUUCUGAUAGCUUCCGGAAACAAAUACAAGGCAAAGCUGCCUAUGUAUUGGAUACCCCCGAGAUGAGACGGGUGAGGGAGACCCAACGGCACAUCUCAACGGUGAAGUAUCAUGAAGACUUUGAGAAACACAAGGGUUGCUUCACACCAGUGGUGACAGAUCCUAUCACUGAAAGAGUAAAGAAGAACAUGCAGGACUUCAGUGACAUUAACUACCGAGGUAUUCAGAGGAAAGUGGUAGAAAUGGAACAAAAACGGAAUGACCAAGAUCAGGAGACUAUUACAGGUUUACGUGUCUGGCGUACUAAUCCUGGUUCGGUUUUUGACUAUGACCCAGCAGAAGACAACAUCCAGUCCCGAAGCUUACACAUGAUUAAUGUCCAAGCUCAGCGCCGCAGCCGGGAGCAGUCACGAUCUGCCAGUGCACUGAGCAUCAGUGGGGGUGAGGAGAAGUCUGAGCAUUCAGAAGCGCCAGACCACCACCUUUCGACUUACAGCGACGGGGGUGUCUUUGCAGUCUCAACAGCUUACAAACAUGCAAAAACCACAGAGCUCCCACAACAACGAUCAUCUUCAGUUGCUACCCAACAGACAACGGUAUCUUCCAUCCCAUCUCAUCCAUCUACUGCUGGAAAAAUCUUCCGUGCCAUGUAUGACUAUAUGGCUGCUGAUGCAGAUGAGGUGUCUUUCAAGGAUGGAGAUGCCAUCAUAAAUGUUCAAGCUAUUGAUGAAGGUUGGAUGUAUGGCACUGUGCAGAGGACUGGCAGGACCGGAAUGCUCCCAGCCAACUACGUUGAAGCUAUUUAGGCAUUUCAAAGCAUCACACUUGUCUGCAGGACCUACAGAUCCUACUAGACUCUCCACUGUUACCUAAUUUCUCGAGCUGCCUAUGGUUUUUCUGUGUCAAUGUGAUUUAUGGUAGUACCAUCCUUUCACCUUUGGGUUUUAAAAUAAGUUGCAGAAUAGACAUUUUAAAAGCUUCUGCAAUAUUAUUUCUGUGCCUCGCAUCUUUCUCCAUUAUAAACAUGUUUUAACAUUAUUUCUUUUCUAAAACAGGGAUUUUGAAUAUGCCAAACACAUUAAAGGAAAAAUAGCAGAGAUGUUCACUUUUUCCUUGCUUACUGAUUGAUAAUGCUUAUUAUUCAGUUCUGAAAUUAUAAACUUACAAUCAAUACAAACUAGCAACUAAUAAAACCUCUAAUUCUGCAA
Molecule: messenger RNA, 20615 nt
Organism: Mandrillus leucophaeus (drill)
Lineage: Eukaryota; Metazoa; Chordata; Mammalia; Primates; Cercopithecidae
Gene: NEB
Product: nebulin
Exons: 149
Coding region: 204-20213 (6669 amino acids)
Biological process (GO): cardiac muscle thin filament assembly
Cellular component (GO): Z disc
Molecular function (GO): actin filament binding
Source: RefSeq, a predicted model, not a curated record